This is a messenger RNA of Spea bombifrons (plains spadefoot toad), 1936 nucleotides long. RefSeq names its product synaptotagmin 6 (gene SYT6). The transcript is spliced from 7 exons. The record is from RefSeq and is a predicted model, not a curated record. Gene Ontology annotation, biological process: calcium-ion regulated exocytosis; regulation of calcium ion-dependent exocytosis; regulation of dopamine secretion. Gene Ontology annotation, molecular function: clathrin binding; phosphatidylserine binding; calcium ion binding. The coding region runs from base 245 to 1831 and encodes 528 amino acids. NCBI's taxonomy places the organism in Eukaryota, Metazoa, Chordata, Amphibia, Anura, Pelobatidae. Gene Ontology annotation, cellular component: membrane.
UCUCUAGCAAUAAGGCAAUCAGACUGACUGUGAACUCCAGUGAGGGCUUUAAUAUCUGUAUUCUCCACGGAAACUGCAGUCACAUAGCGGAGGACUUAACCAUUUUUUCAACCCUCUCAGAUGUUUGUGUUUCUAAAGAAUUUGAACUGUUGAUUUUUAUUAUUAUUUUUUUUGUUAUCUCCUGCUACGAUUGUCAAGACAAUUGAGAGGGGAAGCCAGCGGAGAGAAGGAUGCUGUGUUUGAGAUGAAUACGGCAAAAGAAGAACAUGAAAACUUGUGUCACAAGGCAGUUCGCAUUGUCAAAGAUCUUUGCAAUAAGCAGGUGGAAGGUUUGGAGCUGGGAACUUGCAAAGAGUUUUUAUUGCUAUUACCCUCGGACCAGAAGCUUCAUGUAACGGAACCAGACCUGUCCGUCAGCCUCCUUGCAGUGAUAGUUAUUGUGUGUGGCCUGGCCCUGGUGGCAGUAUUUCUCUUUCUCUUUUGGAAGCUGUGGUGGGUGCCCUGGAGGAACAAGACAGUGACUUCUAACCCAACCGCACCGCAGAACGUAUCUACUCUUACCAGCGUCAACAACGACAAAGAAGUCAUGGCAGACAAACUGAAGGAUGCGAGCAACUUGGGCUUCUUGGAGGCAGCUGUUAAGAUCAGUCACACUUCUCCUGAUAUCCCGGCUGAGGUCCAGAUGUCAAUGAAAGAACAUGUUAUGCGUCGUACAAGGAUGCAGAGGCAAACAACUGAGCCUGCCUCUUCGACCAGACACAUUUCCUUCAAAAGACAUUUGCCCCGUCAGAUGCACGUGUCAAGUGUCGAUUUCGGAACAGAGACACUCCAAGUCACCGAGCAACCAACUAGCAUCGGAAGGAUAAAACCUGAGUUAUAUAAGCAAAAAUCUGUAGACUCUGAAGAUACCAAGAAGGAUGAUGCAAAAACCUGUGGAAAGAUCAACUUCACACUGAAGUACGACUAUGAGAAUGAGAAUCUCAUAGUCCGGAUUCUCAAAGCAUUUGACCUUCCUAUUAAAGAUUUUUGUGGAAGCUCUGAUCCAUAUGUCAAGAUUUACCUUCUACCUGACAGGAAAAGAAAAUUCCAAACUCGGGUUCACAGAAAGACACUCAAUCCAACAUUUGAUGAGUCAUUUCAGUUUCCUGUUCCAUACGAUGAACUGCCCAGUCGGAAACUGCAUCUCAGUGUUUUUGACUUUGAUAGGUUUUCCAGGCAUGAUAUGAUCGGAGAAGUCAUUUUGGAAAACCUGUUUGAGGUGUCAGACCUGUCAAGGGAAACAUCUAUCUGGAAGGAUAUCCAAUAUGCGACUACGGAAAGUGUGGACCUCGGUGAAAUUAUGUUUUCACUCUGUUAUCUACCUACUGCAGGACGUCUCACCUUAACAGUAAUUAAAUGUAGGAACCUUAAAGCUAUGGACAUCACUGGCUACUCAGAUCCAUACGUCAAGGUAUCGCUUCUUUGUGAUGGACGCAGGUUGAAAAAGAAAAAAACUACCAUUAAGAAGAAUACAUUGAACCCGACAUACAAUGAAGCCAUCAUUUUUGAUAUACCCCCAGAGAGCAUGGACCAAGUCAGCCUUUUAAUUUCAAUAAUGGAUUAUGAUAGAGUUGGACACAAUGAAAUUAUUGGUGUGUGCCGAGCUGGUAACAAUACAGAAGGACUUGGAAGAGACCAUUGGAAUGAGAUGUUGGCAUAUCCACGGAAACCUAUAACCCAUUGGCACCCACUGGUGGAAAUGAAGAAGUCAUUUAAGGAGUGGCAAGGCCGAGCUGCAAGUUUUGAUAGCCAGGGAUCAUGCCCUUCCCCAAAACCACCACCAACUCCUUGAAGGCCACAAUUGUGCUUGCCUAAAUUGCUUAUUGGCAGAUACAGGAAUUGUUUAAAACUCCUGCAGAUGAACUCCUGCGUCCAAAAACAGCAAGUCAUAAAAUAA